CGGCGGCGUGGCCAUGGAUCCCCUGGCCGUGCUCCGGGACUACGCCGCCCGCGGCGACCUGGACAAGAUCAUCUUCAACGGCGACGACGUCCUCUUCGGCGACGACUACACCUUCCCGGCCAACCUCCCCACCGCCUUCGCCUCCAAGCAGUCCGGCCGCCCCUACCCGCUUUCCGCCACCGUCUUCCUCGCCCAGCACAACGACCUCAAGCACACCGAGUUCCUCCAGGCCGCCCGCCUCCGCCGGAUCCCGCCCGUCUCCCUCCCGGACCGCAAGACCAUCCACGAGGUGAGGGACAAGCCGGCCUCGCUCAAGCCCGACGACUGGGCGCGGGUGGUGGCCGUGUUUCGUGGCCGCGACGGCAAGGCGGCGGCGUCCUUGGCGCUCGUUGUUGGAAAUAUGCCCUAG
Molecule: messenger RNA, 409 nt
Organism: Triticum aestivum (bread wheat)
Lineage: Eukaryota; Viridiplantae; Streptophyta; Magnoliopsida; Poales; Poaceae
Product: protein CDC73 homolog
Exons: 2
Coding region: 14-409 (131 amino acids)
Biological process (GO): transcription elongation by RNA polymerase II; positive regulation of transcription elongation by RNA polymerase II
Cellular component (GO): Cdc73/Paf1 complex
Molecular function (GO): RNA polymerase II complex binding
Source: RefSeq, a predicted model, not a curated record